Molecule: messenger RNA, 1524 nt
Organism: Mercurialis annua (annual mercury)
Lineage: Eukaryota; Viridiplantae; Streptophyta; Magnoliopsida; Malpighiales; Euphorbiaceae
Product: 60S ribosomal protein L4
Exons: 2
Coding region: 65-1291 (408 amino acids)
Biological process (GO): translation
Cellular component (GO): ribosome; cytosolic large ribosomal subunit
Molecular function (GO): RNA binding; structural constituent of ribosome
Source: RefSeq, a predicted model, not a curated record
UUCCUCCUUCUCUUAACCAAAACCCUAAUCUCUCACACUCAAAAUACUCACCGCCGGAGUUUCAAUGGCCGCCGCCGCCGUCCGCCCUUUAGUCUCCGUCCAAUCACUUCCAUCACAAAAUGAUAUGGCCACCGAUGCCGCCACCACCGUGCCACUCCCCGACGCAAUGAAGGCGUCGAUCCGACCCGACAUCGUGAGCUUUGUCCACUCACAGAUGUCAAACAAUAGCCGCCAGCCGUACGCCGUUUCUAAAAAGGCCGGUCACCAGACAUCAGCAGAAUCAUGGGGUACUGGACGCGCCGUCUCGCGUAUUCCACGUGUUCCUGGUGGCGGUACUCACCGUGCCGGUCAGGGAGCUUUUGGAAACAUGUGUCGCGGAGGUCGCAUGUUUGCCCCGACCAAGAUCUGGCGCCGCUGGCACCGGAAGAUCAACGUCAACCAGAAACGUUACGCCGUGGCGUCUGCUCUCGCCGCCUCCGCUGUGCCGUCCUUGGUUAUGGCUAGGGGACAUAAAGUGGAGUCAGUUCCCGAACUGCCACUGGUUAUCUCAGACUCCGUUGAGGGGAUUGAGAAGACAUCUGCUGCUAUUAAGGUUUUGAAGGAGAUCGGUGCUUAUCCCGAUGUUGAGAAGGCGAAGGACAGCCAUUCGAUCCGCCCUGGGAAGGGUAAGAUGAGAAACAGGCGAUAUAUUUCACGCAAGGGUCCUUUGAUUGUCUACGGAAAUGAAGGUGCGAAGCUCGUGAAGGCUUUUAGGAACGUUCCUGGUGUUGAAAUUGCAAACGUGGAGAGGCUCAAUCUGCUGAAACUUGCCCCCGGAGGUCAUUUGGGCCGAUUUGUGAUUUGGACCAAAUCGGCUUUUGAGAAGCUGGAUUCGAUCUAUGGGUCUUUUGAGAAGAGUUCGGAAAAGAAAAAGGGGUAUCUGUUGCCGAGGUCUAAAAUGGUGAACGCUGACUUGGCUAGGAUUAUCAAUUCAGAUGAGGUGCAGUCUGUGGUGAAGCCGAUUAACAGAGAUGUUAAGCGGGCUACAUUGAAGAAGAAUCCUCUGAAGAAUCUGAAUGUGAUGCUCAAGUUGAACCCAUACGCGAAGGCAGCAAGGAGAAUGUCGCUUUUGGCUGAGGCUCAGCGUAUUAAGUCCAAGAAGGAGAAAUUGGACCAGAAAAGAGUGCCGGUUUCCAAGGAGGAGGCUACUGCGAUCAAGGCCGCUGGAAAGGCGUGGUAUAAAACUAUGAUCUCCGAUAGUGAUUACACCGAGUUUGAGAACUUCUCAAAGUGGCUUAAUGUUAGCCAGUAAUUUAGUUUUCUGCAAUUUUAGUUUUGGACCAGAUUUUGUUUCUCUGUUUUGUUUUGAUAGUUACUACUUAUUGGUUGUUUUUAUAUUGAACAUGGAUGAGAAUCGGCCUGAAGGAAAAGAGGAGACUGAUUGUGUUUUGAAUGUUUUAAUUUCCUUCCUGCUCUUUUAUCUUGUUUGUUUAGGUAAAACAUUUUAUCAUAAGAUGAGUACUCAAGUUAAGUAUUUUAUUAUUA